AUGAAGGAGUGGUUCAGGUGUGGCUCCUCGUCUGGAUGGCCUCCACAUCCCGACGUUCCCUGUCCGCCCACGCAGACGUCCCCGGCGUUCCGAGAGGAAGUGCUGAGUCCGGAAUGCCAUGGGGGAGGAGGAAGAGGGGGGUGGGCAGGAGGGGGAGGAGAUUCCGGUGGUCCCUGGAAUUCCGCCACUUGUGCAAAGCUGAUGAUCUUGUUUAUCCUACUUGCUCUCGUUCCGACUUGUCUGUGUUUCUCGGCGCUGCUUCCUCUGGACUGCUCGGAGAUCCACACCCAUGACCCCACCCAGCCCAGUGGGGUGUACACCAUCUUCCCUGGGGGGCCCGUCUCCCCCCUGCAGGUCUACUGUGACAUGGACACCGAUGGGGGAGGAUGGACGGUGUUCCAGAGAAGACUGGAUGGUUCCGUGAACUUCUACAGGCCCUGGGAUCACUACAAAAAAGGCUUCGGGAACCAGGGCGGGGAAUACUGGCUGGGCCUGGACAACAUUGUGCUGCUGACCAUGAGGAAGAGGAAUGAGCUGAGGGUGGACAUGGAGGACUGGGACGGGGGAAAGGUGUACGCUCAGUACACGUCCAUCUCUGUGGACCCUGAGACCUUCGGCUACACACUGCGACUGGGCAGCUUCAUCGAUGGAGGAGCAGGUGAUGGCCUGGCCUUCCACAAUGGAAUGAAGUUCAGCACCUUCGACACAGAUCAGGAUACAUCUGCUGCUGAAAAUUGUGCCAAACUCUUUCUUGGAGCCUUCUGGUAUGGUGAUUGUCAUCGUGCCAACCCCAAUGGUGUUUACAGGUGGGGGGCAGAUGGUACAGUCCGUCAAGUUGGGGUUGAGUGGAAACCCUUUAAAGGUCACGAUUACUCCCUGAAAUCCAUCAACAUGAAGAUCAGACCAGUGUCCCAAGGCUGUAGUCACCAAAGACAUUGA
Molecule: messenger RNA, 939 nt
Organism: Sardina pilchardus (European sardine)
Lineage: Eukaryota; Metazoa; Chordata; Actinopteri; Clupeiformes; Clupeidae
Product: microfibril-associated glycoprotein 4-like
Exons: 6
Coding region: 1-939 (312 amino acids)
Biological process (GO): elastic fiber assembly
Source: RefSeq, a predicted model, not a curated record